AUGGGGGACGCGAAGCCGCCGAGACUAAUGUCUCUUGCUAAUGGCUCUGUUAACAACUCAAAGCCAACGCACCCACGUAUGCCGAGAUACCAUGCGCCCGGAAACGUGCUUAAUAACAACUACUUCAUUAGUCGCUCGGGGACCAGGGCCUACUCAUCCGGAUCGUUCGCCUCGAAUUCGAACAGCAGUGUCGACAUGGGCUACGGCAAUGGAUAUAUGUACAACUACGCCCCGCAGCUAACGCUCGACGGAGAAGCCGAGCUCGAGCAAUGCCUCCGCGAUGGCAAGGUCGAGAUGGCCGCCAAAAAGAAGGAAUGGUACCCUUUGAUGACCGAUUUGCUUCCGACGAGUCCGCUUUGGAAACAUUACAUCUACGCGGUGCUGAUGCGCGAGCCCGGAUCUUUCCAGCGUCUCGCUGCACACGUCUUCGGCAAUUUCUUCGCCCAGACUCUGGUGAAGCACGCGACCGCUCCGGUGCAUCAGCAAUGGAUCAUGACAUCGCUGUUUGAAAACCUUGAUGAUCUCUGCUUCAACCGAUAUGCUUGCCGCGUGGUUCAACAGAUUUUCGAUCAUUUUCCGCCGGACACCAAGGCGGUUCUCUUCAACACUAUUCUGCAACGGGAAGAUGUUCUACGGAUGACAAAUGACGGAAACGCCAACCACGUUAUCCAGAAGAUGAUCGAGGAUUUGCCCAUUGCUUACUGGCGGAACCUUCUCGACAUCUAUCUUGCUGGAGAAGGCACCUUCUUCAAUAUCAUCGAAGACAAGUUUGGAUGCAGGAUCAUGCAGCUUGCCGUCGAUCAUUUGGCCAUUGCAUACGAAGACAAGAAGAGCCACUUGGAAGCCAAGGCUUGCCUGGAGCCUUUUAUGGCUCUUAUGAUCGACAACUGCGAGCGCCUUUCGAGCCAUGAGUACGCCAACUAUGUCGUCCAACAAGUCAUCAAGUGCAUCUCUGGUUAUCGCUCUGAAUUGAUCAGGACCUGCCUGCUGCGUAACCUGCUGUCGCUCUCCCAAGAAAAGUAUGCUUCGCACGUUGUCGAAUGCGCUCUGAAAUGCGGAGAUGCCCAAGACGUCUACCUGAUGCUGGAGGAAUUGUUUGACGGCUACAUGCCGGAGCCGAAGACUGGCCGAAAUUGCAUUGAUGUCCUGCUCUACCACCAGUAUGGCAACUACGUCGUCCAGCAUAUGCUCAGCGCUUGCUAUGAGAAUGCCAAGUUGCCCGAGUUCGCCAUUUACCGCAGCCGUCUGCUCGAAUGGGGCGAUCGUCUAAAGGCCUUGAUCGACACGAACUCCUCCUACUUGUCGCGCUACAGCUCGGGCAAGAAGAUGCUGCAUUCGCUUGAUCACCUGCUCAAA
Molecule: messenger RNA, 1356 nt
Organism: Mesorhabditis spiculigera
Lineage: Eukaryota; Metazoa; Nematoda; Chromadorea; Rhabditida; Rhabditidae
Source: the annotation of a GenBank genome assembly